This is a messenger RNA of Budorcas taxicolor (takin), 3874 nucleotides long. RefSeq names its product amyloid beta precursor protein binding protein 2 (gene APPBP2). Bases 110 to 1867 code for a protein of 585 amino acids. Lineage: Eukaryota; Metazoa; Chordata; Mammalia; Artiodactyla; Bovidae. The transcript has 13 exons. Gene Ontology annotation, biological process: intracellular protein transport. The record is from RefSeq and is a predicted model, not a curated record. Gene Ontology annotation, molecular function: protein binding.
CCGCCGCCCCUCGGAAUCCUCCGGGGCCGCUGAGGAGUUCGCUACGGAGGGAGGCGGGGGCCUUCGGGAGGAGGAGGCGGAGGAGGCGGAGGAGGCGGAGGGAAGGAAGAUGGCGGCCGUGGAGCUCGAGUGGAUCCCAGAGACUCUCUAUAACACCGCCAUCUCCGCUGUGGUGGAUAACUACAUCCGCUCUCGCCGCGACAUCCGCUCCUUGCCGGAGAACAUCCAGUUCGACGUGUACUACAAGCUAUACCAACAGGGACGCUUGUGUCAACUGGGCAGUGAAUUUUGUGAAUUGGAAGUUUUUGGUAAAGUAUUGAGAGCUUUGGAUAAAAGGCAUUUGCUUCAUCAUUGUUUCCAGGCUUUGAUGGAUCAUGGUGUGAAAGUUGCUUCAGUCUUAGCCUAUUCAUUCAGUAGACGGUGCUCUUACAUAGCAGAAUCGGAUGCCACAGUAAAGGAGAAAGCCAUUCAGGUUGGCUUUGUCUUAGGUGGCUUUCUUUCAGAUGCAGGCUGGUACAGUGAUGCCGAGAAGGUUUUUCUGUCUUGCCUUCAGUUGUGUACUCUACAUGAUGAGAUGCCUCAUUGGUUUCGUGCAGUCGAGUGUUGCGUGAGAUUGCUUCAUGUGCGAAAUGGAAACUGCAAAUACCAUUUGGGUGAAGAAACGUUCAAGUUAGCUCAGACAUAUAUGGAUAAACUCUCAAAACAUGGCCAGCAAGCAAACAAAGCUGCACUCUAUGGAGAACUGUGUGCACUCCUAUUUGCAAAAAGUCACUAUGAUGAGGCUUACAGAUGGUGCAUUGAGGCAAUGAAGGAGAUCACAGCAGGCUUGCCAGUCAGAGUCGUGGUGGAUGUUUUGAGACAAGCUUCCAAGGCUUGUGUUGUAAAACGUGAAUUUAAGAAAGCAGAGCAGUUAAUUAAACAUGCAGUGUAUUUGGCACGGGAUCAUUUUGGAUCCAAACACCCAAAAUAUUCUGAUACACUGCUAGAUUAUGGGUUCUACUUACUCAAUGUAGAUAAUAUCUGUCAGUCUGUUGCAAUUUAUCAGGCCGCCCUUGACAUUCGGCAGUCAGUGUUUGGUGGCAAAAAUAUUCACGUAGCAACAGCUCAUGAAGACUUGGCUUAUUCUUCUUAUGUUCACCAGUAUAGCUCUGGGAAAUUUGACAAUGCACUGUUUCAUGCAGAAAGAGCUAUUGGUAUCAUUACCCACAUCCUACCUGAAGAUCAUCUUCUUUUGGCUUCUUCAAAGAGGGUGAAAGCACUUAUUUUAGAGGAGAUUGCUAUUGACUGUCAUAAUAAAGAAACUGAACAGAGGCUGCUUCAAGAAGCUCAUGAUUUGCACCUGUCUUCACUCCAACUAGCUAAAAAAGCUUUUGGAGAAUUUAAUGUACAGACUGCAAAACACUAUGGAAACCUUGGAAGACUUUAUCAGUCAAUGAGAAAAUUUAAGGAAGCUGAAGAAAUGCACAUCAAAGCAAUUCAGAUUAAAGAACAACUUCUUGGUCAAGAAGAUUAUGAAGUAGCCCUUUCAGUGGGACAUCUGGCUUCUUUAUAUAAUUAUGACAUGAAUCAGUAUGAAAAUGCUGAGAAACUUUAUUUGAGAUCUAUAGCAAUUGGGAAGAAACUUUUUGGUGAAGGCUACAGUGGACUGGAAUAUGAUUACCGAGGUCUCAUUAAACUUUACAACUCCAUUGGAAAUUAUGAGAAAGUGUUUGAGUAUCACAAUGUUCUGUCUAACUGGAACCGGUUACGAGAUCGGCAGUAUUCUGUGACCGAUGCUCUUGAGGACGUCAACACCAGCCCCCAGUCCACUGAAGAAGUGGUGCAGUCCUUCCUGAUUGCGCAGAAUGUUGAGGGACCGAGCUGCUGAGGGAAGACCUCAGUUCACUAACUUACCUUUUCCCAGAUUCCAGGGAAUUCAUACUGUGAAAUCAAAACCGUGUUUUUUGGGGGGCUGGAAUUUGCAUUGAAACACUGGUCCAGUCCUUUGACCCUAUUUGGGUGAUCCCUUUCUUGCAGAGUGUCCGUAGGAAUAAGCAUAUAUUCAGUUAUAUUCAGCAUGUACCGCAUGUAUAAGUAGUCUGGCCCAUAUUUUCAACCUCGUAGAACAAACAAGAGGAAUUUUUUUGUUUUCUUUUUUAAAAAAAAAGUAAUUCAUUUUGCAGAAAGCCUGAAAGAAAAAAAGAACCCCUAAAUAAAACUAUUUAAGAGUUUAAAAGAGUUGCAUUCUUAUUAUGUAAGGAUGAUUUUAACAACUUUUUAACAUAUAAUUCUUCCUUGAGGAGGUAUUCAAUACUGUACUGUAAAGAAAUUUUAUGGGGAAAACCUUUAUACACAGUCUAGAAAAGCUAACACAAGUGCUAAUAGCAGAGGGACACCCUGACUUAGGUCUGGUUACCUUACCUGGAGAGAUGGAUACAGCCACUCCAGGGCUGUGACAAGGGCGAAGGACUGGCAGAUUCAUCUGAACUGGACCAGUGUUGACCUGUAAGUAAUAGAAAUGCUGAUAAACCAGCAGUUUUAACUCUUUGGUUGUUUUGGUUUUGUUGUGUUUUUUGGGGGGUACAAAAAGGCAAGAUGCUCUGAUAGCUUUUGCUAACAGGACCAGGAGGAUCUGAAAAGGACCAGCCUAAUGUAGAGAGGGGUUAUUUGGACCAGAGGUUUUAGAUGAUUAUUUUAGCCCCUGCCUUUACUUUUAUUGUAGAAUGAUUUCAUUUAGAUGUAUUAUGAAAACUGAUAAUACAGAAAUUGUAUUCAUGUAAUAGACACCAAAUUAGGGAAAUUUGGCAAUUUCAGUGGCAUAUCUUUAGUCAAGGCACACAGAUGGCCAUGCCCUAAGCAAGUCUAUAAAUAUCUGCUGCAGCCAUCCUUCUCAUUUUAAAUGCUACCCUAGUAACGCAGUUUGCAAGUAUAUUGGCUGAGUCAUGAAAUAGCUCAUGUCCAGAUGGGAAUUUUAGGUUAAUGUUUGGUUUACGGGGAUUAAUGGUAAAACAAAUGCCGCCAAAUAAGCAAUUCUUAGAAAUCCUUCAUGUUUAUGAUAAAAAUAUUGCAAGCAAUAGAUCAUUUUAUAUGAAAUUCAAGAGUCAAAUGUAAAGAUUUCCCCUAAUAUAUCUAUUUCACUAACUUGUCUUUCUGUUUAUUGGGUUUUGAUUUUUCAUUUAAGCCAGUCAAGUUAUUUAAUGUUGAGGUAAUAUUCAAAUUUGAGAAGCUGUAACAUGUAGCAAUUCAAGAAACAAAAAAGGUCUGUUGCCGUUACCUCAGUUCUUAUUAUAGUGGCCUGUUUGGUGCCUCUAUAGUUAAGAAUCAGGGUUUUCCCCCCUAUUUUCAGGGGUUCAUGACUUGGCUGUUAAGAGUUGUUGCUCCUGGCUAAUGCUUGGAGUGGUUUGUGGGUGAGUGGAUGUGUGCUGAAUUUAGGUUUUCUUUUAACAGGCGUGUUGGGAUGGGAGGGGGAAAAAUCUAAACUGUCCACCACAUGGUGCAGAAAAAGUAAUUGGAAAUUUCGGAUCAGUUCGAUUUUAAACACUUUUUUGGCCUUCCCAAAUAUAAGCUUGUUUAAAGCUGUUAUUUGCCAUCUUGUUAGUUAUGAUCCCACUGUUUUUAAGUCCCCAGGAGGGGAUUUCCUAGGAGAGGUAGAAGAAGUGAAACAAGCCCAGUUUUCUUUAAGAUGAUAGCUGUGUGAUUUUGAACCCUGGAUUUAAUCCUCAUACUGAAUUAUUUUGAAUUGAAAAGAGCACAUUGGCACACCUGCACCUCCCCCUCCCAGUUAAUUGCAAUCUAAUGCCAAGAGGCACCUCUUUAUUAAUUACCAAAUAGUCUGUGUGACCAAGGACUAACAUUUUUAAGUUACUCAGCUCUAUCCUCAUGGGCCUAUAUAUUU